AUCGGGAGCGUGCGACUGUUUUGACGGUAUAACUUCAAUUUUGCAUUUUUUACCAGUACUCUGAAAAUAGGAAACAAAAGUGAAGAUAAGAGAAACCAUUUAAAUGUGAAACUCUCCGACACUUCAAACUGUUUAUUCAAUAUUGAAUUUAUUUCAGCACAUGCAUGCAUCAGAAAAGUAGUACCUAGUGAACCUAGAAACGAAGUGGUUGUUUCUUUUUAAUCACCAAAGUUUUCCCUCAAACUGGCACGCUAAAUAUAUGGUUGUUUACAACGGAAAUGUGAUCAACUUUGCACAAAUAUGCCUUAAUACGGAUCUACGUUCGUUGGUAUCUACUGAAAAGGCUCAAGUGUUAAAAUAAUUCGAAUUUAAACCAAUAGAAAAACUGUGGUAACGAUCGAGGUAACCGACCAAACGGACGAAACAAUUUAAAAAAAUUGUUUAUCUUAAUCAAAUGCAAGUGUUGGCAGUAAGAACGACCGGAAAAGUGAUUGCCAUUCGACGCGAGGAUCAAUCGGUAUGGGAACGGCGAGCCUCGUUUAGCCCUCCGGUGGUCAAAAAACUGGUCAAACAGGGCGUCAAGGUUAUAGUACAGCCAUCGAAUCGGAGAGCCUAUCCAAUGCAGGCCUAUCUCAAUGCCGGUGCCACGGUUCAGGAGGACAUCAGCGAGGCGUCGGUGAUCUUCGGCGUCAAACAGGUCCCGGUUGAUGCGCUGAUCCCGCAGAAAACCUACUGCUUCUUCUCGCACACCAUCAAGGCGCAGGAAUCUAACAUGCCCCUGCUGGAUGCCUGUCUGGAGAAAAACAUCCGACUGGUCGAUUACGAGAAGCUAAUGGACCGUAACGGAGCUCGGCUGGUGGCUUUCGGCAAAUACGCCGGUGUCGCCGGGAUGAUAAACAUCCUGCAUGGGCUAGGUUUGCGGCUGCUGGCUCUGGGACACCAUACACCGUUUAUGCACGUGGGUCCCGCGCACAACUACAGGAAUAGCUCGAUGGCACGUCAGGCCGUACGAGAUUGCGGUUACGAAAUUGCGUUGGGUAUGAUGCCCAAAUCGAUUGGACCUCUGACCUUCGUUUUUACGGGAUCAGGAAAUGUAUCUCAGGGGGCGCAGGAAGUAUUUCAGGACCUGCCAAUCGAGUACGUUCCUCCGGAGAGUUUACGGAAGGUGGCUGAGCAUGGCAGCCAUAAUAAAUUGUACGGCUGUGAAGUAAGCAGAGCCGAUCAUCUAGAACGUCGUGAGGGAGGUGGUUUCGAUCCUGUGGAGUACGAUCAGUAUCCAGAGCGAUACAUCUCCACAUUCAACAAGAAUAUUGCACCGUACGCGUCAGUAAUUGUGAACGGCAUCUAUUGGGCUGUAGGAUCACCAAAACUCAUCACGAUUCCUGAUGCGAAGAACCUGUUGAGGCCAGCCAAUACUCCAUGGUUGCCUACUAGCCGAGGAGCACCAGCGUUACCUCACCGUAUGCUUGCAAUCUGUGAUAUCUCUGCUGAUCCGGGUGGUUCGAUCGAGUUCAUGAACGAAUGCACGACCAUCGAUACGCCUUUCUGUCUGUACGAUGCGGAUCGGAACAAAGAUCAGAAAAGUUUCAAGGGUCCGGGAGUGUUGGUUUGCUCGAUCGACAAUAUGCCGACGCAGCUACCACGUGAGGCUACCGAUUUCUUCGGGGAUCUUUUGUACCCGUAUGCUUUGGAUAUCCUGCAGAGUGAUGCUUCGAAGCCACUGGGAGAGCAUAACUUCUGCCAACCGGUUGAAGGUGCCAUCAUCUGCAGCAAUGGCAAACUGACACCAGCUUACGAAUACAUCAAUGAGCUGCGCGAAGCAAACAAUAGAUCCCGACACAAGACGGAAGGUUCAUCGGUAGGCAAGAAACGAGUGCUAGUUUUGGGUGCUGGAUUCGUUUCUGCUCCGCUUGUGGAAUAUCUUCACCGUGAGGGAAACGUCAGUAUUAAAGUCGGUUCUCAGAUUAAGGAAGAAGCAGAUAGGCUAGCUGACAGAUAUCGGGGAAUCGAAUCGGUAUACAUCAACGUUCAGGAUGAGAGUGCCAACUUGCAACAUCUGUGCGAGGAGAGCGAUGUGGUUGUUUCUCUGCUACCGUAUUCGUUACACGGACUGAUUGCUAAGCACUGCGUAGCUGGUAAAACUCAUCUUGUUACAGCAAGUUAUCUGAACGACGAUAUUAGAGGCUUGAAUGAGGCAGCUAGAGAAGCCGGCGUGACCUUGAUGAACGAGGUUGGUUUAGAUCCCGGCAUUGAUCACUUACUGGCUAUGGAGUGCUUCCAAGAUGUACAGGAAAAGGGAGGAAUUAUCGAGUCGUUUGUGAGUUUCUGCGGAGGACUUCCUGCUCCGGAACAUUCGGAUAAUGCCCUUCGAUACAAGUUCUCCUGGUCACCUCGUGGUGUUCUGCUGAAUACACUCUCGGCAGCCAAAUAUCUCAGCAAAGGUCAAGUGGUAGAAAUUGAGGGAGGUGGUGAAUUGAUGACCGCACCUCGAGAACUUGAAUUUCUGCCCGGCUUUGCUUUAGAAGGAUUCCCGAAUCGCGAUUCCUGCAAAUAUCAGGAACUCUAUGGACUUUCGAAUGUCCACACACUUCUAAGAGGAACCAUCCGUUACAAGGGUUUUUCUGAGAGUAUUAGACCUAUGCAGCUCCUCGGACUCAUCGACCCCAACAACCAUCCCAUGUUGCAUCCUCAUGGACCGGAAAUCACCUGGCGCCAGUUGAUCACGAACCUACUCGGAUUGAUCGAUUCGGACAUUUUCUACGAAAACCUGCGAGCCAGACUAUCGGAACGCGUCGGUAACAUUGAUGGAUUGGAAGCUCUUGGUCUGCUCGAAGACAUUCCGGUGGUUAAAAUGGGCACCCCACUGGACACUCUGAGCUACUAUCUUAGCCAGAAAUUGGCCUUUACUGAAAGUGAGCGGGAUUUGGUUGUUCUGCGACAUGAUGUGGGCAUCCGUUGGAGCGAUGGCCGACGGGAGGAACGUGGCAUCAAUUUCGUAGCUUAUGGACAACCUGCGGCUAACGGAGGACACUCGGCUAUGGCAGUUACCGUUGGCUUCCCGGCAGCUAUCGCCACCAAGAUGAUUUUGGAUGGUGAAAUCCAGCAGCGCGGUGUGGUACUUCCGUUCUCGUCCGAUAUCUACAGACCCAUGUUAGCCCGGCUAGAGAACGAAGGACUUGUUGCAACGACGACAUCAAAAAUGUUGUAACAGGAUCCUCAAAACAAAACAAAAUAAAAAAGAAAAACGGUAGCUAAAAGCCGUACGUGUAUUAAUGAUAGGAUGGAAAAAAUAUUAUGCUUAAGUAGAAGGCGGCCGGUAAGGUAGAAAGAUAAAUAGGAAACCAAAAUAACCUAAUUAUCAUUUCUUGUUUUAUCAUUCCACUUAAUAGUUGUAAAUCGAAGGUAUGCAUGGUGUAUGAGUAAGUGUGCUAAGCAAAUAAAGUAUGUUGACAACCCAUGUCAAAAAAUA
Molecule: messenger RNA, 3469 nt
Organism: Uranotaenia lowii
Lineage: Eukaryota; Metazoa; Arthropoda; Insecta; Diptera; Culicidae
Gene: LKRSDH
Product: alpha-aminoadipic semialdehyde synthase, mitochondrial
Exons: 7
Coding region: 455-3208 (917 amino acids)
Cellular component (GO): cytoplasm
Molecular function (GO): saccharopine dehydrogenase activity
Source: RefSeq, a predicted model, not a curated record